Molecule: messenger RNA, 737 nt
Organism: Vigna radiata var. radiata (mung bean)
Lineage: Eukaryota; Viridiplantae; Streptophyta; Magnoliopsida; Fabales; Fabaceae
Exons: 2
Coding region: 100-603 (167 amino acids)
Source: RefSeq, a predicted model, not a curated record
AGUGUCGUUGGUCGUUGGGGUUGCAGUGGAGGCCUUCGUUAUCGGUGUGGGUGUGGCGUUCAUUGGCUGUCGUCAUUGUUGGUGUGUUGGGCUUGCGAAAUGACGACUUCUUCGACAAGGGUUAAUGUUGAUGUUGAUGUUCAUGUUGAUGCUGAUGUUGGUACAAGGAAGGAUGAGAAAGACUUCAAGGAUCAAGCAAGAGGAAAAAAUAAAGAUGAAAAGGCAUCAAGAAAGAAGGAACUUAAGAAAAAUAGCAGAGAGCGGUUUAUGGAAAGUUUACACGAGCAACAAAGUCUUGUUGCAGAACUUAAAAGGAGGGUUCUUGUGUUGGAGGAAGAGGUCGCAUUCGAGAAACGUAGACGAAGAAGAGCACAGGAUGGUGGAGACAAUGUGCCACAUGACGAACCGUCCAUAUCCCCUAGAGGCAUGUCCCUGGGAGGCAUCAGUCCGGGCGGGAUCCCGUUGGGAGGCCAAUCCCAACAAGGCAUGUCCAGUGGUCGUCCUGCAAUGAAGACAUUUGUGAGGAUGGGGUCACGAAGGCGUUACAAGAGUAAAGCGCUUAGGACUCCUUAUGUAGGAUUGCUUAGGAAAAAGUUAGAGUGAGAUUUGUAAAUAUUUUUGAAGAUAUUGUAAUAUGCAGAUUGUGUAGCAUGAACAAUUAUUUUGUAAUCUGGAUUGUCUUUUCUUCAAUGUUGUAAACAUGGAAGUUGCCUUUAUUAAGAUAUUUGCAUUUUAAA